AUUUAUAAAUAUAUCUUGUGUCUCCUACCCCCAUCCUGUAUUCUGUAUACAUGUGCUACGAACCACAGGGAAAAUACAAGCCCACGAGCUGUCAGUCAAGGAAUGCUCCGCCUUUUCUGUCGCUCGAUUGGUCAUGUCAGCAAGUGCGCUGCAUAUGAUUGGUCGAAGUCGCUGUCUGUCAGUUUUCAAGCGUUUCCCUGCUUCCUUGCCGCUGAGCUAUGUUUUGAGGGGAAAUGGGUUCAGGUUUCUAGAUGGAGACGGAAGGGGGUAGUUAAUCAUUUAAAUGCCUCUCAUAUCUGGUAAAUCUACAUGAGAGGACCAGCAUACAACCUCCAGGCUGUGCCAUUGCUUCUGAAAAAUUCGACCGGAAAUCCUCCUGGAUUCGUAAGACUGAAGUUUGAAUCCUGUCCACUCCUCUCUUUGUUAACGUGCAAUAGUCGCACCGGGACGGCCGUAAUAAAGUAGACAAUUGACAUUUCCAUUGACAUGAAUCGCUUAAUAUGUUAAUGACAUGCUGUUUACUGACCUUUUCUGAUCUGACAAAUAUCUGGUUAUCAGGUGAUGGGUAACGGAGGGUCACAGUCUCGUUUGUGCGAACAAAGGAGACGUUAACUCGACCGAAACAGAUCAAUGUGCAUAUUUUCAACAGCGCGUUUUCCAAAAGGGAAGAGACUGGACUUUAUAUCUAGAAGAGGCCAUAACUGUGGCUAGAAAUAGGAAAACACACACAAGAAGAUGGCAACAACAAAAGGUAAAGCUGGAAUAAAUAAUGAAAGCAGUUCUGGUCGGGAUAGUGGCAGGACAGUCGCAGGCAUUCCCACGUUAACCGCAGGGGCCGCAUCCCUGACCACCCACAGGACCUAUAGUCUAGACGACCUGGACACUAUUGCAACUGUUGGUACAGGAACAUUUGGAAGGGUUUUUUUGGUGAAGGACAAAAAGACAAGAGGUUUCUUUGCUCUGAAGGUGAUGAAGAUCCUUGACGUAAUCCGUCUAAAGCAGGAGCAACAUGUCCAUAAUGAGAAAGAGGUUUUGACAGAGGUGAACCAUCCUUUCCUCGUCAGACUGUUCUGGACACACCAUGAUGAUCGCUUCCUGUACAUGCUGAUGGAAUAUGUGAAUGGCGGUGAACUCUUCAGCUAUUUACGCAGCAGAGGAAAAUUCAAUAACAACACCGGACUCUUUUAUUCAGCGGAAAUUGUGUGUGCCAUUGAGUACCUUCACUCCAAAGAAAUCGUCUACAGAGACCUGAAACCAGAGAAUAUACUGCUGGACAGUGAGGGACACAUUUGCCUGACAGAUUUUGGCUUUGCUAAAAAGCUCUCAGAACGGACAUGGACACUGUGUGGCACUCCUGAGUAUUUGGCUCCAGAAGUCAUCCAGAGUAAAGGUCAUGGGCGAGCAGUGGACUGGUGGGCUCUGGGUGUGCUCAUCUUUGAAAUGCUAGCAGGGUAUCCACCAUUUUUUGAUGAUAAUCCAUUUAGCAUCUACCAGAAGAUUCUUGCAGGAAAGCUGGAGUUUCCGCGGCAUCUGGAUUUCUAUGUAAAGGACCUAAUUAAGAAGUUUCUGGUGAUUGACCGGGCAAGAAGGCUCGGGAACAUGAAGAAUGGAGCAGAUGAUGUAAAAAAGCACAGAUGGUUUAAGUCAGUAGACUGGGAGUCUGUGCCAUGUAGAAGACUCAAGCCACCUAUAGUUCCAAAGGUAUCUCACGAAGGCGACACAUCUAACUUUGAUACCUAUCCUGAGGAUGAUUGGAAGAAGGACACACCAGUACCAGCUAAGGAUCUGGAAAUUUUCAAGAACUUCUGAAAGGAUUUUCUUCCUAACGAGUUGAAAGACAAGACUGGAAAAGAUUACAAAGAACUAAAGUUUUAAUCUAACCAUUCAGGUUUCAGUUAAAGGUCAUAGUUUCAUCAAUAAAGGCAUGUCUUGCUGAGUCCUACUCUGCAAACUAUGAAAACAAAUAUAGCCAUUUUGUGUGAGGACUAACUUCAUCAUGAUCACCAAUAUACCGGAUAUCAUUAUCAUCGUCAAACAAAAAUGGAGGAAACUAUUUAUCUCUUCAGAGCCUGCUAAGUAAUUAAUAACUUAAUUUUGUUAUUGAAGUUUAUAUUAUGCAACAACAACAAAAAAAAAAUGUUUUUCAAUAUCUGUUUAAAUUAGCAAUAUCAGUGUUCUGUUUAAGGUUCCUUUUGCUGGGUCAGGACAAUGUCUUAGCUUACCUGAGUGUAUGGUCAUGUUUUUGUGAUGACUUUAUGACUUGAAAAGCUUACUGGAUCAGCGUGUUUAGCCUGACUAAUUUUUUAUUUAUUUAAAAAAAAAAAAAAAAAAAACGUUAUUUAUCUGAACUUGCUGUGUUGAUCCCCAAUCUUUUGACCAUAUAAAACUCAUAUGGUGUCUGUCUUUAUAAAUCAAAACAUAUAAGAAUCCAAAGAGUUUUCCAACAGAUUCCUGCUAGGAUCUCAGACUGAGAUUACUAAGUAAGGUAGAAGUAGCACUUACCUAAUCAAACUUGACCUCACUAAACUAUUGAUGACUAAUGAAUUAGCAUUAAUGCUUGGUCUUGGUUCAAAUACUUUGGCUUUUGUGCUGUGUGAUGCAUCUUGUUUAGUAUGUGUUUUCUAAUUGGUUAAAAUGCAUAAACACUUCAUAUUUAUUAGCCUGGUGCUUGUCUUAAGUUGCCUUGCAUUGAUAUGGGGGUGAAUUUAGCACACAGUUUACAUUAUUUAGUAUGUUGUAAAGGUACUUCAUACAUGUAAAGAAUGUUUGGCAUAUUCAAAGCCUUGCUUAAAGGGAUGAUAACUGUCUAUUUUGUGAAGUACUUUAGAGCUGUGUACUGUGUCUUUUGUUGUGUAUGUUUAAAUCAAUUCUUCCUCUUUCUUAACCACUCUCACUUUAUUGACUACGUUUGUCUGAAGCAGUGAUAUAUCAUUGUAAAUUGUCUAUUGAAAUUCAUUUCUUUGGGGUAAUUUCUUAAAAAAAAAUAAAUUUAAAAAAAAUGUUUUUGUUAGAACUGUUGAUUUUAAAUUGCAAAUGCAAUUUUAUACGAAGGAAACCAACUUGCAGAUUUCCUAUGGACUAGUAAUAUGGUCCUUUACAGUUUAAGCAUUCUCUGCCUUUUACCAUUUACAGUCAGUGAGAUAUAUAAAGAGGUUUUUGUGUUGCUGUUUUUUUUUCUUUCUUUUUUUUUAUGAUGUUUAUAUGUCAUUUGAUCCUGUGUGAACAAUUUUGCUAUGUUCUCAAUUUUGAGUUGUUUUUUGUUUUUUUUUACUAUUUUGAAAAAAGUUUGUAUUUUAUAUAGUUUGCAACAGCAAAAAUUAAAAUGAAGUUCCAUGAACUUAAACAUCGACACAAACCCAGCAUAUGAUUUUUAUACUGAUUUUUAAUUGUACUUUUGUUUUUGUUUUUUUGUUGUUUUUUUUUGCUGUUGUUGUUGUUUAUUAGUAGGCACCUUUCCUUUUAUUGCCUUCUGAGCAUUAAGUAUUUGAGAGGGUACAAGUGCAAUGUUCCCUGUAACUAUGCUGUUAUGGGGGGGGAAUAUCUGCAAAAACGACAAACAUAAAAAAUAAACCGAACUUUCCUUUUG
Messenger RNA from Myxocyprinus asiaticus (Chinese sucker), 3586 nucleotides. Its product is annotated as cAMP-dependent protein kinase catalytic subunit PRKX-like. Lineage: Eukaryota; Metazoa; Chordata; Actinopteri; Cypriniformes; Catostomidae. Gene Ontology annotation, biological process: protein phosphorylation. Gene Ontology annotation, molecular function: protein serine/threonine kinase activity; ATP binding. The coding region runs from base 736 to 1809 and encodes 357 amino acids. The record is from RefSeq and is a predicted model, not a curated record. The transcript has 8 exons.